Messenger RNA from Saccharomyces cerevisiae S288C, 1368 nucleotides. RefSeq names its product Tos1p (gene TOS1). The record is from RefSeq and is marked reviewed. NCBI's taxonomy places the organism in Eukaryota, Fungi, Ascomycota, Saccharomycetes, Saccharomycetales, Saccharomycetaceae. The coding region runs from base 1 to 1368 and encodes 455 amino acids. Gene Ontology annotation, cellular component: extracellular region. Gene Ontology annotation, molecular function: glucan endo-1,3-beta-D-glucosidase activity. The transcript has a single exon.
AUGUUACAAAAGCUUUCCAUGACCGCAUUAGUCGGUUUGUUUUCUUCAGUUGUGUCACUCGUGAACGCUGAUUGUACUUACUCUGGCGGUAAUUACUAUUGUGCUCAAACCGAUGCCAUCAUUUACUCUAACGUCGGUUUAUCUGCUACCUACCAAGAUGUCACCAAUAUGGAUGAAUCUUCUUGUGCUUGUACCCAAGCUGAUUUCACUGCUUCUGGUAGCUUGGCUCCCUUCAACGAGGAACUAUCUGUUCAUUUCAGGGGUCCGAUCGAGUUACUACAAUUUGGUGUUUACUACCCAAAUGGUGAAUCUAAUGCUUUGAAGAAAAGAUCAGAGAAACAAUCAAUCGAGUCCUGUAAGGAAGGUGAAGCUGUUGUCUCCAGACAUAAGCAUCAGCACAAGAGGGAUGUUGCUGUUGAAUAUGUUCAAGUUACUUCCACUGUUUACGUCGACAGUAAUGGUCAAACAGUCACAGCCGAUUCCACCAAUACCGUUGUCGGUCCUGCUGUUCCUUCUUCUUACACUAAAGACUCUACUGUUUUGUCCAGCAGUGCUCAAGCAGUUGAAACGAGUGAAAGCCAGUCUUCCAUCUCUUCCUCUAAAACCACCUCUUCUGCUGCUGCUGCUUCAUCAUCUUCGUCAUCAUCUUCUAACACUAACGGUGACUGGUCCAGAGGUUCCUACUUUGUCCCAGGCUCUACUAGCAACUGUACAUUCAUGAACAACCAAGGGGGGACUGCCGGUUCUGGUGUCUGGUCGAGUUGUUUCGGUAACUCCAUCUCUUUUGCUGCUUCAGAUGGUGUUUCUGGUGCUGCCUCCGCUCAAGCUCUUGGUGAUGUCACCAUUAAAUCUGGUAAUGAAUUCAUGAUUUUCUCCGGUGAAGAAUGUUCCGGUAAUAACGGCGAUUGUGGUUAUUACAGAGAAGGCAUUCCUGCUUAUCAUGGGUUUGGUGGGGCUGAUAAAAUUUUCGUCUUCGAAUUUUCUAUGCCAAGUGACACCAGCGGUUCUGCCUACAAUCAAGAUAUGCCAGCUAUUUGGUUAUUAAAUGCAAAAAUCCCAAGAACCUUGCAAUAUGGUGAUGCAUCUUGUUCUUGUUGGAAAACUGGCUGUGGUGAAAUGGAUUUGUUCGAAAUUUUGACCGCUGGUUCUGAUAAAUUAAUCUCACACAUCCAUGACGGCCAAGAUGGUGGUACUCAAGAUUACUUCGAGAGACCAACUGAUGGUACUUUAAAGGCUGCCGUAAUCUUUAAUUCAAGUGAUAAAACUAUUCACAUUAUCGAAGUCGACGAAAGCUUUGAUGCUACUUUAAGCGAUGAUGUCGUUGACCAAUGGUUGAGCAAGUCCGGUUCUUCUGCGGCCUUGCCAUAG